Alosa sapidissima (American shad) is the source of this 2723-nucleotide messenger RNA. It is a transcript of the gene sgms2a, whose product is annotated as sphingomyelin synthase 2a. The transcript is spliced from 6 exons. Lineage: Eukaryota; Metazoa; Chordata; Actinopteri; Clupeiformes; Clupeidae. The record is from RefSeq and is a predicted model, not a curated record. The coding region runs from base 279 to 1307 and encodes 342 amino acids. Gene Ontology annotation, cellular component: endoplasmic reticulum membrane; Golgi membrane. Gene Ontology annotation, molecular function: ceramide cholinephosphotransferase activity; sphingomyelin synthase activity. Gene Ontology annotation, biological process: sphingomyelin biosynthetic process; ceramide biosynthetic process.
UAACGUUUGCCUACCUGAGGCUUACUCGCUAGUAGGCUAGCAUGGUACUAUCAGAGAAUGUCUAAUAAACGUAAACGGGCUCUGGUAACGUUACUAUCAAACUUACCCCAUGAUGAAUAUUAUCCAAGCGGCUCACAUAUCCUGACAAUCAUCGCAUCCACUUAAAUAUCUGUUGAUGGAAAAGGCAAACAAUCACAUUCUUCAUUUUAGGAAAUCCAGUAACCCACACUGCUGCUGAGAAGGGCUAUACUGAAGAAGUCAAGCAGGAUACCGUUAAUAUGAUACCUGACAAAGACCUAAUUAACAAUGAUGCCAGUCACAGGAGCAAGUCAGGCUGUCCUGUUCACACACCUUCAGUGACUGGCAAUGGGAAAUGUACAACACAUGGAAAACAUGGAGAUGACACCAAGGUCAAGAUGCCUGAAGGGAAGUGCAAACCACUACCUCUAGAGUGGUGGAAGACUUUUAUUGCACUCACCUAUGCUGUGUUCAACCUGGUUUUAACCACUGUCAUGAUCACAAUUGUGCAUGAGAGGGUCCCUUCCAAAGAGAGCAGCCCCCCUUUACCAGACAAAUUUUUUGACUAUAUUGACCGUGUGAAGUGGGCCUUUAUGGUGACAGAAGUGAAUGGGAUCAUUCUUACAUGUAUUUGGUUUGUACAGUUGACAUUUCAUAAAUACAGGGCCAUUGUGGCCAGGAGGUUUUUCUUCAUCAUGGGCACUUUGUAUUUGUACCGCUGCAUUACCAUGUACAUCACUACCUUGCCUGUACCAGGAAUGCAUAUGACCUGUGCUCCUAAGCUACAUGAUGACUCCCAGGCGAAGUUGCAGCGCAUUCUACAACUUAUUUCUGGGGGUGGCCUGUCACUCACUGGUUCACACCUCUUGUGUGGGGAUUUUCUCUACAGUGGCCACACAGUCAUGCUUACUCUGAGCUACCUUUUUAUCAAGGAGUACUCACCACGUUCCUUCUGGUGGUACCACCUGAUGUGUUGGCUUCUGAGUGCUGUGGGUGUGGUGUGUAUACUUGUAGCUCAUGAACACUACAGUGUGGACGUGGUUGUAGCAUACUUCAUCACUUCCCGGCUUUUCUACUGGUACCAUACUAUGGCCAAUGUACAGGCUCUGAGGUCUUCACCAAACAACUAUCUCACCCACACAUGGUGGAAUCCGGUGUUUAACUUUUUUGAGAGGAAUGUGCAGACCCAAGUGCCUUGUUGCUUCUGUUCUCCCAUCACCUGUCCUCCUACUUGUUUAAACAAUCAUUGUAAGAAGUAUUCUGCAGUCCAGAGUAUCUCUGAGGAUUGAACAACCCAUGUGAACAGCAUGACAUUUACAUACAAAAUUAAGUUAACAUUGACAAAUGUCCUUUUCUGACAAAAGCCUUUCUGACAAAAGUACCUUAGCUGUGGUUACCAUCUGGCUUUCAUCAAUCAUUGAUUGCAAAAGAAAUAAUGCAAAAGUCUAGGAUUUAUCUUGGCCUCAAGCAGGUUAGUGAUAUAAUUUUAUCACUAUACAGCUUGAAGGAAACUAAUAAACAAAACAAAAUAUCAAUUAAACAGACAGUAGGUCUAUGUAUUAGAUAAACUACUAAAUUUCAGUUUUAUAGUUUAAGUAGCUUUCAUGCUUUGUUUUCAACCCAAUUAACAUAUUGGUAGACCUAUUUGCCCAAUAAUAAUAUCUCGUUUGCUUAUCACUUGUUAUUACAAAAGUAUGGUAUCUAAAAAACAAUCCUUACUCUGUACCUAAUAAAAUAUACAUGUAAUUUUAAUUCUUAAACAUAUUGUUCCGGUCUUUGAUUAUGAUUGCCUAAACCACAUUUGAAGUUGUUGUAACACACUCUGCAAACUUACACCUGCGACAGCAUUCCAUUAGUGUUACAGGCAGGCUACACCAGGCAUGAAUCAUUCCAUUUGUGGAGCGUAUGCUGCAACAAUUAGCUUCCUCUAUAAUCAAUAGAACUGGCUAUUGGCUGAUGUUUUAUCCUGCGUCUCACAUAUGUCUUGGGGGUCAGUGGUGCCUUGCUCAUGGGCACAAUGGUGGCAGCCAGUACUUGAACCCACAACUUGUCUGGCUACGGCAUAUUAGCCCAGUUCCUUAGCCACUACACUACCACCAACCUUUUUUUAUUUUAUUUUUAUGCUCUGUUACUAUGCCAAACAAAACUCAAGCGCUGCUCCUGUGUUGUUAGGCAACCAUUAUUGCUGAAGACCUACUUUGUUUGGCAUAAGAAUGGUGAUUUAUAUCAAUAAAUUUUUACAUUUUUGAUUCUGCAUUUUAUGAGGUUUAUGUAGUUAGUAUAUGUAAGUAAUCUUUUUUGAAAAGCCAAGCCUGGCGAGGCUGUAGGUUAGUAAUUUUAGAACAAAUUAACAGUUUAGAACAAGCGUCAUGCAUAAAAUCACUGUGCUUAUUGCUUAAAAUCUACUUAUUUAGAAACCAUUUGUAAUAUUCAGAUAGAAAUGCACAAUCAAUUACUGUAUUUCGUAGAUGUCUUUCAGGUCUGAUUUUGUAUUUUGUUAUAAUUCUGUUUUGAUUCUGUGAAUUUAAAUAUCUCUGUCAUACUGUCCUUCUGUAUACCUGAAAUGUUCCAAGUAAAUGCUAUAUACAAUGACUACCUGACAAGCAGUCAAAAUGACUUUAAUUGUUCAUAUUUUAAUAUGCACAAUACAGAGGUCCUUUACCAUUGGAAUGGAGUAGUUAAUCAGCCAGUAAUCUAUUUAUAUG